Molecule: messenger RNA, 1187 nt
Organism: Chenopodium quinoa (quinoa)
Lineage: Eukaryota; Viridiplantae; Streptophyta; Magnoliopsida; Caryophyllales; Amaranthaceae
Product: protein seele
Exons: 9
Coding region: 152-712 (186 amino acids)
Source: RefSeq, a predicted model, not a curated record
AACCCUUUUGCCGUUCAACAACUUUCAAUUAUUUUGAUCACUGCAUUCGGAGUACAAGUCUAGACGACUAGUGAGUGGAGUCGAUCGAGUCGUCUUCCAAGUUCCAACAAUAUAGCAUUUGGUGAGCAGAACAUCUGAAGCUUACACAACAAUGGCGGCAUCCUGGUUAUGGCUUGCCACAUUCUUCACCAUCUUAACUUUCGCUGCUUCCAUUGACGACAAAUGCGCUGCUUGCCAUGCUGUUGCGGAAGAGCUGGAGCAUGGGCUUGCUAAUGAGAAACCAAGGAAUCAUUUGGAUUUGAGAAAUCGUUUGGAUUCAAAGGGACAACGUAGAGGAAAAGUGAUUGAUUACAGAGUAAGCGAGCUAAGAGUAGUUGAACUACUGGAUGGCCUUUGUGAAAAGAUGCAGGAUUACACUCUUCAAAAGGUUGAUUCCAAAAGACAAGAGUGGAUCAAAGUUAACAACUGGGAGAAACUCACAGUUAGCAAGCAAGAAGCCCGAGCACAUUCUAAAGAUAUAUCAUCCUACUGUGGAAGGUUGCUGGAGCAAACUGAAGAUGAGUUGGCAGAGUUGAUAAAAAAUGGGUCUGUUGAACUUGGAGCUGUGGGCAAGGUGUUAUGCGAGGAUCUUAGCCAACACUGCAGAAAGACUAGUGGCUCGAAAAAGGAAGCUGAAAGUGACGAUGAUGAUGAUAUAGAGGAUGAACUUUGAAGCCUUCGAUCUCCAAGCUUCUAUAGCACAGUUUUUAAUCUUGUGUCACAUUACUACUCUGAUACAAUCCAAACGUUCGUGAACGAUGAACUCUCGCUGCUAUAUUCAAGAGUUCCAUCACAUCAAUAGGGCUAGAUAGUGGUACAAAUAGUGUCAUCCUUUUGCUUUUCUCCGGUCCCCAAAGAAAAAGUUUAAUACUACCUCCGUCAAAUGUUAUGUGUAAUUUUGGGGUAUUAUUUGUGAGAUAUAAAAUAUUCCAAAGUUACACAUAACAUUUAACGGAGGUAGUACAAAUUUUGUAUGACAAGGAUUCUUAGAAACAUUAUCCUCUAAUGAGAGAAACAUUCAAGCGAUGUCUGUACUGUCACGGUCGUACACCCUAAUGUUAACUGUCUUUCAGAUCAUUUCACUGUGUUUUUGCAGAAUCAAAUGCCUGUAUUUUUCUCUCCAUUUGAAUUUUUGAGUACUUGACUAG